This is a messenger RNA of Encephalitozoon hellem ATCC 50504, 408 nucleotides long. RefSeq lists its product as uncharacterized. The record is from RefSeq and is a predicted model, not a curated record. Bases 1 to 408 code for a protein of 135 amino acids. The transcript has a single exon. Lineage: Eukaryota; Fungi; Microsporidia; Unikaryonidae.
AUGAAGGACUUUCUGGGGCGAUUUUCUUAUGAGUAUGUGAGGUUUCAGUACACCCCAUCGCAAGACAGCAUUUCCAGGAUAUAUGCAUUUCUCGAGUAUGUUCCAGAUGCAUUAGUCAUACACCGAAGACUUGAAACCAUUCCUUCGUUUAGGCUUCUGAGAAAAUGCCGGAAUAGGGUGAAGAUUUUGAUAGAAGAAGAACCCUUCCAGGCAGUUCUUGACCAUUUGAACAACUUCAGUACCUUUGUAUUGCUAGAGUAUGAGUUUAAUAAUUUUGAACAUGAGUUCCUGAGACAGGCCUCUAUGGCAAAUAGAAAGUCCAUCUUCCUGUUUUCCGGGACACAAAAGGAGUGUGCAUUUGGAAAGGAGAGUUAUCACCUCGUAAGGCUUGACUUCGGUCUUUCUUGA